Microthlaspi erraticum is the source of this 1119-nucleotide messenger RNA. NCBI's taxonomy places the organism in Eukaryota, Viridiplantae, Streptophyta, Magnoliopsida, Brassicales, Brassicaceae. The record is from the annotation of a GenBank genome assembly.
AUGAACAUGGAGUGUAAUGAGGAAGAAGCUAGAAGAGCAAUGGAAAUCGCUGACAAGAAAAUUUCAGAGAAUGAUUACUUCGGAGCCAAAAAAUUCGUUAACCAAGCACAGAAUCUGUAUCCAGAGCUUGAUGGUCUACAACAAGUCUUGAUGAUAAUCGAUGUUCAUAUCUCUGCAUCAACCGGAGGAAGAAAAAAAGAAACUUGUUGGUAUGAAAUUCUCGGAUUAGAUUAUGUAGCCGAUGAUGAAACAGUGAAGAAACAAUACAAGAAGUUAGCUCUUUUGCUACAUCCUGACAAGAACAAGUUUAAUGGCGCUGAAGGCGCGUUUAAGCUGAUCUUAGAAGCUUUUUCUCAUUUAUCCAAUCAAAAGAAGAAACCGAAAGAAAGUAAACAGAAUGAGACUGGAACGCGUAAACAAUCAAAGCCACACAAGCCAGCUUCAUCUACUAAGCCUAGACGACCUAAGCCUGAGUCUGAUUCUGAUUCUGAGUCUAAACCUGAGUCUAGGUAUAAUAAGCCUGAGCCAAAGUUUGAGCAUACUUUUUGGACAGUUUGCAACAGAUGCAAGACAUAUUGUGAAUAUGUGAGGGCUAGUUACCUUAACAAGACCUUGUCUUGUCCAAACUGUGGUUAUUAUUUUGUCGCGGAGGAGAUCAUUCCAGAGAUAAUCAAUGGGAGGCCAGUAAUCAGAAUGAGUCCUUCUGCUGUUACAUCUUCUUGUCCGACUUUGUUUUCUGAUAGCACAAAGGCGCACAAAAGAGUGACAAGAUGGUUUGAGCCUAAUCUUGAGUCUGAUUCUAUAUCAAGAAAGGAGAGAGUUAGUACUUUUACGUUUUGGACGGUGUGCAACAGAUGCAAGACGUAUUGUGAGUUAGUGAGGGCUAAUUUUCUUGACAAGAUUUUGCCUUGCUCAAAUUGUGGUCAUGAGUUCGUCGCCAAGGAGAUCAUUCCGGAGGUUGUGAGUGGGAGACCAGUUAUCAGAUUGAGUGAUAGUUUUCAAUCAGCAAGCAGAGGAAGAACUUAUGCUUCUUCUUGUUCAAGUUCAGCAUCUAAUUGCGCAAGGGCUGCAAAUCAAGCACAAAAAGGAGUAAAGUUUUGGUUUGGGAAGUAUUCAUGA